AUGAAGGAGCUCCAGAAUCUUCCACUGGGCGCUACGAGGUCCGCCAAGAUCUUUGAACAGGACCCUGACGAGGGUUGGACGAUGAUGCAGCACUUCCACGCGAUACCGGAUGAGCUCCUGCGGUCCACCGUCCUUGGCACUGUGGCGUACAACGACGUCCAGCACCAAAACCACUUGCCCGACUACUUUGAAGAUGGGCCCGGCGUCUACGUGAUUGCCAUUUCGAUCGAGGGCCGCAGCGGGGCCUUUCUCGAUACCAACGAAAUCGAGAUGCUCACCAAAGAAUGGCAACCUACCUUGAAGCCUACGACGCCGCCAAAUUGA
Messenger RNA from Colletotrichum acutatum, 324 nucleotides. RefSeq lists its product as uncharacterized. NCBI's taxonomy places the organism in Eukaryota, Fungi, Ascomycota, Sordariomycetes, Glomerellales, Glomerellaceae. Bases 1 to 324 code for a protein of 107 amino acids. The transcript has a single exon. The record is from RefSeq and is a predicted model, not a curated record.